AACUGGUGUUGCCUUGGCAGCAUUUGUAAACAUUCCGGCUCUGAAUCUUGGGGGAAAAGCUGCUGAGAAAUUCCUUCUGAGACUUUCCCUGCUUCUGCUGCUACUGCUUCAAACAAAGAUCUGUUCACUCAGGCAAAAGAAAAUGGAUGCAUCUGAAAUACCCAAAAGUCGGAAGGUAAUGUUUUUGGGUAAGGAUUCUGAAACCAAUGCAACAACAUCUAUGAUGACAGCAAUGAUGGAGGACACACAAGACAACAGAAAUGUGACCGAAGUAGCUCUGGCUCUGGUUGAGGAUGCCAUCGCUGUUGCCGUUCAGUUUGUGGAAGAAGCUAGAAACCCCAUCAAAAACAUCAAGUGGAUUACUCAUGGUGAAUUCACAGUAGAAAAAGGCCGUAAACAAAUUGAGAAGUUUGUUUUGACUUGGGAGUAUCAAAGCCGCUGGGUGCACUACACAGAGUUUAUAAAGAAGGAAGAGCUAAGUCACACCUUCCGCUAUAUCUACUGCGUGCGUUGGAGCAUCCCAACAGCUCAGGUACCCAUGCCACGAGUCAGUGCCACUGCCUACUUCACCAUCAAGAUCAACAAAAGCAAACCUCCGGUAAGCUCUUCCUUUGAUGCUCUGUUCCCCACAGUGAAGCUUCAAGGAGAAUGGAGAUGUCUUUAGUCAAAUUUAUCAAUGAUGCCCUCUUUGCAAAAUUUAAUUAUCAUAUUUCUGUCCUCAUCUUACUUGGCCCAUCUGCAGCACUUGUCCUACCUGAUUAUUCCCUCCUCCAUGAAACUUCCCACUUGGUUUCUAGAAGAAUACACUCUUCUGGUUUUCAUCCUGCUUCACUGACCAUACAUUCUCUAUCAGUCUCCAUUGCUAUCUCUGCCUCACACCAACUUCUACAUGUAAUGUGUUCCAAAACUCAAGUCUUAAACCCCUUUCCUUUACUCACUUCCAUAGUUAUCUCGAUCAGUCUUGAAA
This is a messenger RNA of Marmota monax (woodchuck), 967 nucleotides long. RefSeq names its product A-kinase anchoring protein 14 (gene Akap14). The record is from RefSeq and is a predicted model, not a curated record. Gene Ontology annotation, molecular function: protein kinase A regulatory subunit binding. The transcript has 4 exons. Lineage: Eukaryota; Metazoa; Chordata; Mammalia; Rodentia; Sciuridae. The coding region runs from base 143 to 664 and encodes 173 amino acids. Gene Ontology annotation, cellular component: cAMP-dependent protein kinase complex.